Syngnathus acus (greater pipefish) is the source of this 1643-nucleotide messenger RNA. RefSeq names its product fukutin (gene fktn). Bases 130 to 1566 code for a protein of 478 amino acids. The transcript is spliced from 9 exons. The record is from RefSeq and is a predicted model, not a curated record. NCBI's taxonomy places the organism in Eukaryota, Metazoa, Chordata, Actinopteri, Syngnathiformes, Syngnathidae. Gene Ontology annotation, cellular component: Golgi membrane.
AGAAGGACCCAACCGGAAGCAGAAGUGACGACUGAGAAUUAAGAUGGCGGCCGGCUGAAGUCGCACACUUUCUUGCUGUAUUCGCAGCCAAAGCCGAACUGGAGUUCGGCGGACGGACAUGCGGCGGGGAUGCCUCGCGUGAACCGGACGGCGCUACUGUGGCUGCUCGUCGCGAGCAGCCUCGUCUUUCUACUCUUUCAACUCCGCCAUUACCGGACCUACGUCAGCGAGGCUGGCCCGCGCAUCCUGAGACGUACGCCGGGUCACAUGACCGCCAGCGACCUGCAGUGGCAAAGCGUGAAGACCUUCCUGCGUCUGUCCCGGCGUUUCCGCCUGCCGCUGUUUCUGGCCGACCCGGCCUCGCUCGGGCUGCUGGCGCGGGGCGCCUCGCCGGAUCGCGAGGCUCACUGCGGCUUCUUGUGCGGCGGGCCGGGGGCGGCGUCCUUUGGCCUGCUGGCCAACGCGUGGACCUACAACGCCGCCUUCCUGUCGGCCGCCCAGGAGAAAGGCUUUGAGCUGCUGGAGGUGCGAGGCCCAGACCCCCGAUUGGCCAGCUUGGACUUCUUGUCAGGCGAGGACAUUCCCCUGCAUCUCCUGCUCCGCCGGCAUGGCUCCAUCAUCCAGGUGCUCUUUCUGUACGAGCGCAGCGGCAAGUAUUUGUGGCAUGGGCCGCUGCGCCUCCAUGCCAACGCGGACCGUGGCUUUGCGCCCUUCUCGCAGAUGGCCUUUGGACGCCACGCCGGGGCCUAUGACAGGCCGCAGCUGGUACUGACGGCGGUGGACGGUCUGGACAUCGCCGUCCCUCGCAACAUCUCCGGCUUCCUGGCUCAGCAUCGUCGCGCUCGCUUCCUGGAGUGCCCGUACCGGGAUGCGCGACGCUUCCUGCGGCUCUACCCCGACGACCCGUCUCCCGAGGCGCUGGAUUUUCGUAGCAAAGCCAAGUCUCUGCUCGGAGUGGCGGCCAAAACCCUUGGGCGGCUGCGCAUCCCCUUCUGGAUCAGCAGCGGAACCUGCUUAGGCUGGUUCAGGCAGUGCGGCUUCAUCACGUACAGCCGCGACGUGGACAUCGGGAUUUUCAUCAGCGACUUCCGCCCUGACAUGGUCGCUGCCUUCCUGGAUGCCGGACUGUCACUCAAGCACAAGUUUGGCAAGGUGCCCCUUUUUUCACUUGAUGACUUGUUUGGAAAUGUCUCCGGUGCGCACGUGGGCGUUUCUUUUGGCGGCCAGGUGGAGGACAGCCUGGAAUUGUCCUUUGUGAAGGACGGCGUGAAGCUGGACAUCUUCUUCUUCUACCAGGACGGUGACCUGAUCUGGAACGGCGGCACGCAGGCCAAGAGCGGCAGAAAGUUCAAGUAUGUGUUCCCUCGCUUCUCGCUGUGCUGGGCCGAGCUGGCGGAGGUCCGAGUGGGAGUUCCUUGCGAGACGUUGGACUACGUGAUGGCCAAUUACGGCCCGGCGUGGCGCGUCCCGCAGAGGAUGUGGGACUGGAAGUCGUCACCCAGCAACGUCCAAGAAAAUGGGCUGUGGCCUCUGGCCCAGUGGGAGGAGCUCAUUCAAGUGUAUUGACACUGGAAAUAAAUUGAAAACACAUACUUUUCGCCCCCCCAUCAUUUUGAAUAAAAUCUGUCCGUUUUCAAAUGAAA